This is a messenger RNA of Prunus armeniaca (apricot), 1119 nucleotides long. NCBI's taxonomy places the organism in Eukaryota, Viridiplantae, Streptophyta, Magnoliopsida, Rosales, Rosaceae. The record is from the annotation of a GenBank genome assembly.
AUGACUGACACCAGUUCGACCUCAGCUGCUGGUGCGUCAGAGUCACAACCAGCCAAGAAGCGCACCUGGGGACCUUGUCGCCAGUUGGAGACGGCGAAGGUUACCUGGGUGACCAACAGUCGUAUCAACAUUGGAUACGACGAGCGGCAUCGGGCUGCACCAACGGCGGACCAGCAUAGCUCAUUGGCCCACGACAUUGGUCACGUCGUUCGGACUCAUUGCCCGAUCAAAUUGAAGUCUUGGAAGGCCAUGCUUGACGAGAUGUGGAUAGCGGUGCGCUCCCAACUGUCGGACCUUGACGACGAGAUGUUGGCAUACAUCACCAGACUCUUUGCCGAGAGGCAAAAGCAGUGGAAGAGCGACCUGCACCACCAUUUUUACACAUAUGAUGAUCCGCAUGUUGCUCUUCAGGAGGGUUGCCCGAAGGAGCUUGAGGGGCAGAAAGAUAGUUGGGAGUGGCUCUGCAGUCAUUUUCAGGAGGCCGAUUUUGUGAAGCAAGCCAAAGCAAAUAAGGGUAAUAGGGCAAAGAAGACUCUUCUCCACCAUUCAGGUUCCAGACCCUUUUCCUAUAGGAUGGAGGAGCGUCGGUGGAUCGACGUCUUUGGUGACGUUUACGUUCGCCCUGGGAAUGAGUUGGCUGAGUCCCUUCAUACAAUGAUGAUGGAGAAGAGCCAGUUGGUUCUUCAGGAGUCCGCCUCUCAGCUUCCUCCCAAUACGCCACUCGAGUAUGUGGAUCCUCCAAAGGAUGUAGGGUUUCAGAUACUGACGGAAACCUUGGAUCAAACUCUCUGGACGCGCCCAGGGACAUAUUGUCGAGGGAUGGGGAAUGCUCGCCGACAGGAACCUAGACCCCGGUCAUCGUCGCAGGCAACCAGUCAGGCGACUGUUGCUUUGACGGCAAAAGUGACUAUGCUUGAAACCCAGAUGGCCCAGAUGACACAGUUUCCAAAGUCCCUCGCCCAGGCCGGCCUUCCCAUAUGGCCCUUUACUCCCUCGUCGACCUCUGAGCCCAUCCAACCCGAGCAUGGCCACCACACCUCUGCCCCUAGCGACAAUGCCCAGCCUUCCAUGCUGCAUUCGCUUGAAGAUCGCUUCGAUUUUGGAAACUUGUUUAAUUAG